Messenger RNA from Colletotrichum karsti, 5664 nucleotides. Its product is annotated as HECT-domain-containing protein. NCBI's taxonomy places the organism in Eukaryota, Fungi, Ascomycota, Sordariomycetes, Glomerellales, Glomerellaceae. Gene Ontology annotation, biological process: proteasome-mediated ubiquitin-dependent protein catabolic process; protein polyubiquitination. The record is from RefSeq and is a predicted model, not a curated record. Bases 1 to 5664 code for a protein of 1887 amino acids. The transcript is spliced from 5 exons. Gene Ontology annotation, cellular component: nuclear speck. Gene Ontology annotation, molecular function: ubiquitin protein ligase activity.
AUGUCUCCUAGAAUAACAAGAUCUUCUGCCCGGCAAGCAGCUAGUCUCGCAGCUUCAUCGACACAAUCCGCUGCCGGCGCCGAUCCCGCCGCGAACGCCCCUGCACCCGCACCCGCGAGCUCCAGUCCUCAGAACCCUACCGCUACCGCCUCUGCGUCACGGAAGCGAAAGGCUCCAGCUCAACCACCCAGCCCUACUCCGGGAACCCAGCAGUCGUCGACCGCCUCAACGAGACGAUCGAAGCGCCAGAAAGUCGCUGAUCCCGCUCCGGCACCUCAACUUCCUACCCAAACGCCGCCUGCACCUCUACGUCCCAAGAGAAAAGGCAAAGCUUCUGCAGCCAUGUCCAGCCCAGACACCCCUGCAGCUGCUGCAAACACAUCAGAGAACAAUGCUCCUUCCGGAUCCUCUAGCCGCAAAUCGAGCAGAAGCAAGAGGACUGCCCCCAGUGCUACAGAUCCGUCUGCCAACACAUCCAGCUCUUCUCGUCGGACGAAACGAAACGCCGCAAACAACGCUGAUCAAGAUACUCCCAUGACCGGCACAGAGGAAGCAGAGAAGGGGGCAAUCCCGCCUCCGCCGCCACCUCCCCCUCCCGAGCAUCACGACGACGAUGAUAGUGACGAGAACGACGACGAUGACGACGGUCGGAGAUACGAUGAUGACGAUGAUGACCCCUUCGGUGGGUUUGGCGGCCCCGGAGGCCCUGGAGGACUGUCCAGCACACUGCGGGCACUCACGGGCAUGAUGUCAGGCAUCUCGUCUAGGUUGCGCGAGCUUCUGAUCAACCUUCGGCAAAAGGACGACCCUUCUAUCCAGCUGAUCGCUUUGCAAGAACUGUCCGAGAUUUUGCUGGUAUCAAACGAAGACAACCUGACUGGCCACUUCUCUCCCGACUCGUUUGUCAAGGAACUUGUGAUCCUCAUGCAGCCUAACGAGAUCACCGGCGAGGAGAACCCGGAGAUCAUGCUUCUCGCGUGCCGGUGCUUGGCGAAUCUGAUGGAGGCCCUUCCCAGCAGCGUCGCCAACGUCGUCUACGGCGGUGCUGUGCCGGUUCUUUGCCAAAAGCUCUUGGAGAUCUCCUUCAUCGACCUUGCCGAGCAAGCUCUGAGCACGUUGGAGAAGAUUUCUGCCGAGUAUCCUUCCAGCAUCGUCAGGGAGGGCGGCCUUACGGCCUGCUUGUCAUACCUAGACUUCUUUGCUACCAGCACACAAAGGACGGCCGUGACAACAGCGGCGAACUGUUGUCGAAACAUUCCCGAGGACUCAUUUCCCGUCAUCAAAGACGUUAUGCCCACCCUUCUCAACGUCCUGGGUAGCAGUGACCAGCGCGUGGUCGAGCAGGCCUCUAUUUGCGUCUCGGGAAUCGUCGAGAGCUUCAAGUACCAAUCAGCAAAGCUGGAGGAGCUCGUCAGCGUGGAUCUCUUGAAGGCUGUCCUGCGGCUGCUCGUACCAGGCACGACCAACCUCAUUGGACCUAACAUCCACACCCAGUUCCUCCGAGUUCUGGCGUUCACAGCCCGUGCCAGUCCCCAACUUUCGGCGGAGCUAUUCAAGCUAAAUGUCGUCGAGACGCUCUAUCAGAUUCUCACCGGCGUUUCUCCGCCCAGUGGGACGGACGACGUCGCCUCUAAGCUUGACAGUGUUGUUAUCAUGCAAGCACUGAUUCAUCGCCCAAGAGAGCAGAUCAUUGAGACUUUGAACGUCAUUUGCGAGCUUCUCCCCAGUCUUCCUCGCAACGCGGACCCUUCAUACGGCGACUUUGUCGAGAUGAACGCGACCGAGCCCAUCACUCCUGCCUCGACCACCCCCGGAAGGGCGCGCAAGUCGCCAAACGACAAGCGUAUUGAGCUGUUGGACGGGUGCAAAGCCGAGGUCCGCCGUUUUGCCCUGAUCUUGUUCCCGACCUUGACGGACGCCUUCUCAAGCACCGUCAACCUCAACGUCCGGCAAAAGGUCCUCACGGCGCAGUUGAAGAUGCUCUCAAACCUGGAUGAAGGUAUCCUGGGAGAAUCCUUGAAGACUGUCCCCUACGCCUCUUUCCUCGCCUCGAUUCUCUCGCAGCAGGAUCACCCUUCUCUCGUGAUGUUGGCGCUGCAGGCUACUGAGCUUCUUCUGAGCCGCCUGGAUGACGUAUACCGCUACCAGCUUUACCGCGAGGGUGUCAUUUCAGAAAUCACCAAGCUUGCUGCCGAGGAGCAAACGCCGCCACCCGCCCCCGAGGCAAACGAGCCGCAAGAAGCCAACACCGCGGAUCGACAGGCAUCGGCAGAGCCUGGAGAUCAGUCAUCAGACAACGAAGAGUCGGAAGACGAAGAGGAGCACGAAGAGUCUGACGAUGACGAGAACGACGAGGAUCAUGAAAACGAGCCUCACCCUGACGAUAUUUCAGGGUCGCCCGUUAGCUCAAGAGGAUCUACCAUGUCCCUUGACGGGCCCCCUCAGCACUUCCUGUCCGAUAUUCAGUCCAUGCGCUCUCGAAUCCGCGAGGUGGCGAAGAAGUUCUUGGAGAACCACGAGACCGAGAAGCAUGGUAAGACCAUGAAGAAGAAGGCCGCCAAGAUUCUUUCCAACCUUUCGGACCUUGCGGAAGAAAUCGAAGCCUUCUACCUCCACAGAACCGCAAGCAAUCUCGCACCUGAGAAUGGUGUGGAGCUGUUCAAGAGGCUGGCAUCGUCUUUUGACGCCGAUGUCCUUGAGAGCGUCACGAGUGCAGAGCUUUUGGCAUCUGGCCUCGUACGAGUUCUGUUGGACGUGUUCAGCAACCCUGACGAGGAACUGGCUCGAUCGGCACAGUCUGCUUUCCUGCAAGUCUUCAUGGGAUACACAGUCAAGUCCAAGCCCAAGACUGCCACCGCUGACUCUCCAGCGACUCCCUUCAGUGUGAUGGUCCACAAGCUUCAAGACCUGCUCAGUAGGUCUGAGCACUUCGAAGUCAUCACAGUUCACCAAAACACAUUUGACGGUAACCGCAGCAGUGCGGCUUCCAUGCUUGCGAAGCAGAUAAGGCUAAGACUGGUAGCGGAUGAUGAGUCGGAAAUCCCGAGGUCUUAUCGUAACAUCAUGGUGUCGAUUCACGCAAUAGCAACGUUCAAGUCCCUUGAUGAUUACUUACGCCCAAGGAUCAGCUUGUCAGAGAGGCCACGCGGUUCUAGGCGAGCUGACAACCUCUCCAGAGCCCUUGCCUCGCUUGCUGGCUCUGCUGGGUUGCCCCUGAGCCAUGCUGCCGCAAGACUUGCCGAACGCGCCUCAGCUGCUUCUGGGUCGAGCCCCAUUCCCCCUCCACCCAGCGCUCCCACGCCUGGUGGUUCGCGGUCCCUGCGCAAGACGAAGACCAAGUCAACACCGCAGUCGGACGCCGCAGCCACUCCUGAUACCUCUUCGAGCACCAGAGACAAGGGUGUGUUGCGCAGAUCGACGCGUCGAAGCGCCGGUGCCCCUGCAGAUAGCCCGGCUCCCUCGAGACCGCCUCCGGAGGAAGACGACGACCUGCAGAACGCACUCGAGUGUGCAGACGAGAAGCAAUUGUCCGACGACGAAGAGAUUGGCGGCAGCAGUGCUCUCGACGCUAUUGUUGGUGAUCUGGAUGAGGAUAUGGGCGAGUCGCCUGGUCCUGAGCCUGGCGCUGUCAAUAUGGAGAUCGCGGCCGGUGGAAAGGUUACCGCACGCAAGGACGAUGGUACUAGAGUUCCAACGCCAUCUCAAAGCGCCCUUCCCACUCGGUCCAGUGGUCUUCCGGCCCCGCCGUCGCAAGAAACUCCGACGCCGUCGGCUCCCUCUCGAGCCAUGUCAUACGCCGCUGCUAUCCAGGCUGUGCCGCAAGACUGGCACAUCGAGUUCACCCUCGACGGUAAGGUGAUCCCUAGUGAGACUACCAUCUAUCGCGCGGUUCACACCAUGGCUUCGAACUCCGACGAGCACCUUAGCCGCAGCGUGUGGUCUGCUGUUCAUCCCAUCAAGUUCCGCCGUGCCCCAGGACCUCCUCCUGCGGAGACCUUGUCCUUCAGUCCCAACACUGAGUCGAGUAACGAGGAGAGCGGCGACGGAAACGUCCCCGCGUCUCUGGCGAAGCAUCCAUCUACUGCCUCGAUUCUUCGUCUACUCAACAUUCUUCACGACUUGAACGCCAACAUUGAAGACGUCAUGGUCGAGAACAGUGAGAAGGACGCCGUUCGACUGAAUGUCGAGCCCCUGUCUCAGUUCGUCAACACAAAGCUCACUGCCAAGCUGAACAGACAACUGGAGGAGCCGCUCAUUGUGGCAAGCAAUUGCAUUCCCAGUUGGGUGGAGGAUCUGGCGAGGUUAUACCCCUUCCUCUUCCCCUUUGAGACGAGACACUUGUUCCUGCAAUCAACCUCAUUCGGGUAUGCUCGCUCCAUGACGCGCUGGCAAAACGCAUCGGCAGACGAUUCCAGACGCGACCGUAGGGAUCACGACCGUCCUUUCUUAGGCCGACUUCAACGCCAGAAGGUCCGCAUCUCCAGGUCUAAGAUUUUGGAGUCUGCGUUGAAGGUGAUGGAGCUUUAUGGGGCUUCGCAGAGUAUUCUCGAAGUCGAGUACUUUGAAGAGGUCGGCACUGGCCUGGGUCCUACUCUGGAGUUCUACUCGACUGUCUCCAAGGAGUUCGCCAAGAAGAAGCUCAAGCUCUGGAGAGAGAUGGACUCGAACGACUCGGAAGAGUACAUCUCUGGCGCAAGUGGGCUCUUCCCUCGACCGCUUAGCGACGACGAUUCAUCCUCCCCCAAUGGCGAACGCAUUCUGCAGCUGUUCAAGACGCUCGGCAAGUUCGUCGCUCGGUCCAUGAUUGACUCCCGUAUCAUCGACUUGAACUUCAACCCCAUCUUCUUCCGCAUUGGAGACAGCUCAUUUGCACCCGGCGUGAAGCCUUCUCUUGGUGCCGUUAAGGUCGUCGACCCCGGUUUGGCUCGAUCUCUGAAGACUAUCAAGAAGUUCGCCUUGGCCAAGAAGGAGAUCGACGAAGAUCCCUCUCGCACGGCCGCGCAAAAGGUGGCGGACACUGAAGACAUCACUAUAGAUGGUGUCAAGUUGGAUGACCUUUGCCUGGAUUUCACCCUUCCAGGACACCCCGAAAUCGAGCUCACACCUAAUGGCGCCCAAUCGCGCGUCACCAUCGACAACGUGGAUUCGUACCUCGAGCGCGUGGUUGACAUGACCUUGGGAGCUGGCGUGCGCCGACAAGUCGAUGCCUUCCGGACUGGCUUCUCCCAAGUCUUCCCUUACUCGGCCUUGAGCGCAUUCACCCCUGACGAACUCGUCACCUUGUUCGGUAGAGUCGAAGAAGACUGGUCCCUUGAAACUCUCAUGGACUCGAUCAAGGCAGACCACGGCUACAAUAUGGACAGCAGGAGCGUCAAGAACCUGCUCCAGACGAUGAGCGAGUUGACUCCUGCUGAGCGCCGCGACUUCUUGCAAUUCACGACUGGUAGCCCCAAGCUCCCGAUUGGGGGCUUCAAGAGCUUGACGCCCAUGUUCACGGUUGUCUGCAAGCCCAGCGAGGCCCCAUACACAUCUGACGACUACCUCCCCAGCGUCAUGACCUGUGUGAACUACCUCAAAUUGCCCGAUUACACCACCAUCGACAUCAUGCGCAAGCAACUCUCCACAGCAAUCAAGGAGGGACAGGGAGCGUUCCAUCUAUCUUAA